Molecule: messenger RNA, 498 nt
Organism: Colletotrichum abscissum
Lineage: Eukaryota; Fungi; Ascomycota; Sordariomycetes; Glomerellales; Glomerellaceae
Exons: 2
Coding region: 1-498 (165 amino acids)
Source: RefSeq, a predicted model, not a curated record
AUGGCUACGCGAGCGAGAAUGAAUGUGCAAACAUUCCCGCGGCCACCUCUGUUAGAGAAGAUAUCUCGUCACUUACGAAUUGUGUGGAACGGCUUAGUGAUUGCGGAAACUCGAGAUGCCUAUUGGGUUCUGGAGACACAUCACCCCCCAACGUACUAUUUACCACCAGCGGCUUUGAAGGUACCGCUUACCCCGACCCGUCGAAGCACGUACUGCGAGUGGAAAGGUGGAGCUACGUAUUAUACAAUCACGGCUCCUAAACCGUCGUCUGGGACAUUGCCUGAGGUGAUCUCUAAUCGAAUCUGGUCUUACGAAUCACCAACACCCGGGUUCGAGGCGAUUAAGGGCUACUUAUCAUUUUAUGCUGACCCGUGGAGUUGCUUCGUCGACGACGAGGCAGUUCAGCCACAGCCGGGCGACUUUUACGGAGGAUGGGUGACUUCAGAGAUCGAUGGGAUCGUAAAGGGAGCUCAUGGCAACUGGGACCCUGUGGUGUAA